Molecule: messenger RNA, 777 nt
Organism: Varanus komodoensis (Komodo dragon)
Lineage: Eukaryota; Metazoa; Chordata; Lepidosauria; Squamata; Varanidae
Gene: METTL21C
Product: methyltransferase 21C, AARS1 lysine
Exons: 4
Coding region: 1-777 (258 amino acids)
Biological process (GO): peptidyl-lysine methylation
Cellular component (GO): cytoplasm; cytosol
Molecular function (GO): protein-lysine N-methyltransferase activity
Source: RefSeq, a predicted model, not a curated record
AUGAUUUCCACACAGCACCACUUGUACCCCAAAGCAGAUCAGACAAUAAUGGAAGAGAAAGAACUGGCUGAAGAGGAAGAGGAGUUUGCAGACAGCCAUGACUGUUCUUCAGCAUCUGCCUCAGGGCCACCUGUGUUUCAAAUACUGCAGAAAUGGGUUCCAGCAGCCUCUCACUAUUUUGACAAAGACCAUUAUUCUUAUGCUGGCCAUCAGAUCACCAUUCAAGAGUCCAUUGAACACUUUGGAGCUGUAGUAUGGCCUGGUGCCCUUGCUUUGUGUCAAUACUUGGAAUCAGAUCAGCAAGAAAUCAACCUGAAAGAUAAGAAAGUAAUUGAAAUUGGAGCUGGAACUGGGCUGGUGACCAUUGUGGCAAGUAUACUAGGUGCCUUUGUUACAGCUACUGACUUGCCUGAGGUUCUUGAAAAUAUGGCAUUCAAUAUUUCAAAAAACACAUGCAAUGUGGAUGUUCACAAGCCUGAAGUAAGAAAGCUGGUUUGGGGGGAGAAUCUCAAUGAAGAUUUCCCUAAAUCAACUCACCGUUACGAUUUUGUUGUGGCUACUGACGUUGUGUAUCAUCACACAGCUCUGGAUCCUCUGCUAGACACAAUGACCUACUUAUGUCAGCCUGGUACAAUCUUGCUAUGGGCAAACAAAUUCAGAUUCAGCACUGAUUAUGAAUUUUUGAACAGAAUCAGCAACAUUUUCAAUGUCACACAACUAGCAGAUUUUCCAGAGCCCAAUGUUAAGUUGUUCAAAGGCACAAUAAGAGAGAAUUAA